Molecule: messenger RNA, 303 nt
Organism: Marasmius oreades (fairy-ring Marasmius)
Lineage: Eukaryota; Fungi; Basidiomycota; Agaricomycetes; Agaricales; Marasmiaceae
Exons: 1
Coding region: 1-303 (100 amino acids)
Source: RefSeq, a predicted model, not a curated record
AUGACCACUCUUGGAGUCUUUGGCGAUCUUGUGCAAAGAGAAGGUCAUGGAAGUCGGAGUGUGCAUGGAUUCAGUGAAGGUCGUUUUUUGCGUCGCGCGGGAUGGGUGUCACGUCGAGGUGUGUUUUCAAUCAUAUUGGUCAAUAUUCAAUCCCAGAAUGCAGCAAGUCUGGCGUUCGCUAUCUACGAACCGUGCCCAGCAAAAAAAAACGAUCUUACCUUUCGGAAGACCAUGACCUCGGAAACUCUCCAUCCUUCGAGUACACCCGAAAUCCUGAUCAAUCAUGUUGGAUACUUAAUGUAG